Molecule: messenger RNA, 2796 nt
Organism: Coregonus clupeaformis (lake whitefish)
Lineage: Eukaryota; Metazoa; Chordata; Actinopteri; Salmoniformes; Salmonidae
Product: hyaluronan and proteoglycan link protein 3-like
Exons: 6
Coding region: 452-1552 (366 amino acids)
Biological process (GO): cell adhesion
Molecular function (GO): hyaluronic acid binding
Source: RefSeq, a predicted model, not a curated record
UGCAGUGUAUUAGAGCAUAUCCAUCAUUAUUUCUGCUGACCUGGCAAUUAUGCAUUGGCUCCGUUUAUAAUGAAAGCAAAUGGUCAUAUUUGGAACGGUGGAUCGGUUUUCGUUCGUUUUUAAUAAAUUCACACAACAGUAAAUUAUUACUCAAGGUUUUUGGGAGACCUUGUAGAUUAUUUUCAUGUAUAUUUUUGAAGCCAAGUGCUUGGAUAUGGUUUUUGCGUCAUCAUUGCGGUCAGAAUCCACAGUGUCAAUGUAACCACAGGCGGGUUCCUUUUCUGAAGACGGUCCAAGAACUCCGCAUACGUACACAUCUUUUUUUCUGCUGAACAUCCAUAAGAAGGAGCUGCAUCUCUCCCUUUCCUUUGAUAUAAUAUUUUGGGGCUUAAUAAAAAUUCGAAGAAAAGUCAGGCGGCAUUGUACCAGCUAGUUGUGAAACUUGACCAGGAUGAUGGUGGCUCACCCUCGCCCCCUGUUGGUGAUGUUGCUGCAGCUGCUCCUCUCCUGCUUGCCCACCCUCGGCUACUCCUCCAACAGAUUCUUCUACCAAGACAUUCUCAACGGAAAUGGCAAUGGAGAGAUCCACUUUAACGGUGUAAAGCUCCACGUGGACUCCUCCCAGCCCUCUGUGUUCGCUUUCCGGGGGAGUAACGCCACCCUAUCCUGCCGAUACUGGUACGAGCCAGAGUUGAGCUCCCCCAGGAGGGUGCGGGUGAAGUGGUCGUGGCUGCCCGUCGUGGGGGGCCAUGAGACGGAUGUUCUGGUGGCCAUCGGGCCCCGCAUUCACAGCUUUGGGGAUUUCAGGGGCCGGGUGCGUCUCAGAGAGGACUCGCCAGGAGAUGCUUCGCUGGUCAUGACUGAACUCCAGCUCAAUGACACGGGACGUUACCGCUGUGAGGUAAUCGACGGGCUGGAGGACGAGAGCGCCACCGUCGAACUCGAGCUACGAGGUGUGGUGUUUCCCUACCAGCCUCCUCACGGCCGCUACAACCUGACCUACCAUGAUGCCCAGCAAGUCUGUUGGGAGCAGGACUCCACUCUGGCCACCUUCGAGCAGCUGUUCCAGGCCUGGGAGGAGGGGCUGGACUGGUGCAACGCAGGCUGGCUGGCUGACGGGACAGUGCAGUACCCCAUCACCAAGCCCCGGAGCCCCUGUGGGGGGCUGGGCCUCGCCCCCGGGGUUAGGAGCUACGGUAGACGCCACCGCCACCUCCACCGAUACGACGUCUUCUGUUUCUCCUCCUCCCUCCGAGGGAAGGUCUACUACCUCCAGCACCCCCACAAGCUCAACCUCACUGAGGCCCAGCAGGCGUGCUUCGACGACGGGGCCCAGAUAGCCAAGGUGGGCCAGCUCUACGCCGCCUGGAGGUUCAUGGGCCUGGACCGCUGUGACGCCGGAUGGCUCGCUGACGGGAGCCUGCGCUACCCCAUCACCAACCCCCGCCGCAACUGUGGCCCCAUGGAACCAGGGGUGCGCAGCUUUGGGUUUGCCCCACCACACCACAAGCACGGAGUGUACUGCUACAGUGCAGGUACGCGGUGCAUCUGAUAUACGUGGUAAAAGUACAUACUACCCUUAGGUCAUACCAUUUACAUCUCUCGUAGUAGGUAGGGGAACAAACCAAAAUCCACAAAUGAAUAGGUUGUUGACACGCAUAGAAAUUCAAGAUGCUAUGGUGAGAGGGCUGUGUUAUGAUGUAAAGUGGGGGUAUGGUGUGUGAGGGCCUCUACUGUGGUCAAGGCUUGACAAAAAAUAAUAAUACUGGGAUACGAUACCCUGUUGGUUAUGUUUCAGGGUUAUAGUCCUCCCUAGUCUGUCAGCCUCCCUUGUGAUUUAGACAAGCAGGUUAGCAACACCAUGGUGAACAACAUGAGUGUUCCACACAGGGUUAGCCACUCACUGUAACAAAAGGAACAUUUUGUUCAAUGACUUCUCCCUGGAUUGGGAUGUCCUUGCUCUUUAUGUUAAAGGGUAUAUUUUUUUUACCUCAUAUCCAUUAUAUCUAGCACCAUAACAGUCUACAAAUGUGAAAAUGGCACGUUUCUAUGUUUUGUAGUCAAAAAGAUGGAAGAAAAGGUAAGAAAAUUACUCCCAGUGAUGUCAUCUGUAAUUUUCAAAUAUACAAUGACUUUCCAGUCUUCGAAAAUCAUUGUUUUAAUUUGAAAAUGACAUCAACGGGGGUAAUUUCCUCAGAACCUUUUCUUCUAACUUGUUGACUACAAAACCAUUUUCACAUAUGCAGACACUGGUAUGGUGCUGGAUGUAAUGAAUAUGAGGUUAAACUGUGAAGUGUUCCUUGAAUUACUCUGACUGAUCCUCUAAUGUCAUGUAUGAAUAUUAAACUUAAUAAUAAUAAUAAUAAUUGUAUAAUAUUAAUAUUUUUGACCAAUAAUUCUGGACCCACCUAAAUCUUGCUGUAGCCUAUAAUGUGAUCCAUCACUAAGUAUGAAUGAACCUGUAUUUAAACUCUGACCUCAGCUUCAACUGCAAUAUUAUACAUAUUGUUAUUUAUACUCAUGUAUUGUAUUUAUCUACUGUACUCUCUUUGUAAACAUAUUUGUGUAUGACAUAGGAGCUGAGCUCAGAAUUAAUAACUAAUUAAUUGAUUAUCAAAGGAAACCAGUUCUGUGAUGAUUUAUAAGCUGUUAUUAUGUUUAUCUCGAAAGCAAGUACUUAUCUUUCAUACUGUAUGGCCUGUACCUCACUUGGUUGGUUGGUUUGAUUAUGUAGGUGGUGGGUUUUAACAUGGUUUUAGAUGAUAACAGACACAUAUACUAACUUAUUUUUGUAAA